AUGGUGAGAGAUAUUACAAAGGCAGGUCACAGUAAGAGGAAGCAUACUAAGGAAACUGGUGGCAUAUCACAAGACUUUGAUGCAAGGGAUGUGAAUCACAUGGCAGGUCUCCAAGAAGUACAUACACAAGUUAGUAAAGAAGCUACCCAAGAUGGACCAAUUCCAAGUAAUGAUAGUUCUGAACAAGAUGCGGUCCAAGAAAAUGCAUCUGUACAAGAUACAGUUGAAGAUCCAAGAGGAUUGAAAAAGAAAAGAGGUCCAACCAAAAUGAAGAAAGUUGCUAUGGACCCUGAGAGUCGGAUUCAAGUUCAAUUUAACAGCUUGGGUGAACCAUAUGGAGAGGGGUCAAUAAGCUUGUCAUCUUUUUUGGGCCCUCUUGUACGAGAGCAUGUACCUGUAACACUAGAAGAUUGGAGGAACCUUGGUGAUGACCUUAAAGUACCAUUAUGGGAAGAAGUUCAGGCAAGAUACAUCUUGGAUGAAGAAUGGCAAAAAGAUGUCAUAUUUAAGUCGAUGGGAUGCCUUUGGAGGGCCUCAAAAUCUAGAUUAGUUCAUCAAAUACAAGCAGCAAAGAACAAACAAGAAAGACUUCGGCUGAAACCAAACAACAUACCAACUUUAGCAAUUUGGAAGAAGUUUGUCAAGACAAAAACAAGUCCAACAUUUAAGGCUAUAAGUGACAAGUACAAGGCAUUGAGGCGUAAACAAGUACCACACACAUGCAGUCGCAAGGGAAUGGUUCGAUUAGCAGCUGAUAUGAAAAGAGAUAGUGCCAACCCAUCUUCAGUGUCAAGGGUUAAAGUUUGGAUCAAAUCUCGCACAAAAAAAGAUGGUACACCUGUGAAUACAACAGUUGGUGAAACUAUUGUAAGGGCAUUCCUUUGUCAGUCUCAACACUGUUGUCUAGACGUCACUUGA
Rosa chinensis is the source of this 918-nucleotide messenger RNA. RefSeq lists its product as uncharacterized. The transcript is spliced from 5 exons. The record is from RefSeq and is a predicted model, not a curated record. The coding region runs from base 1 to 918 and encodes 305 amino acids. Lineage: Eukaryota; Viridiplantae; Streptophyta; Magnoliopsida; Rosales; Rosaceae.